UGUGAGUCAGUUCUUCGUAGCAUAGAAAAACAGAUACAAAGAGCAAAUUCACACAAAGAAAAAAAGCAGAAACAGAAGAGUCAACUCGAAGUAGAGGUAACUACUAUGUCCUUUUAUGUUGUUUUGUACACCCUGGGUGCUAGGUUUUUAUGUGCGGUUCCUGGUCUCGGUCAAGUCUUUUAUAGUGCCCCGCACGAAAAGCGAAAAGUUUUUUCUAGUAGCUUCAGACUUCGGCCGAAGAUCUGUCACCCUCCGACCACAUUAAAGAAAUCCCGUCGUACGAGACAAGAAACCUCUGGUAUCCAGGGUAAAAAAAAUGUAACAAAAUUUCUGAUAAAGAGGCUCUUCUUAGCCACAAUUGACAUUAGCAACUGGUUUGCUUCCUAUCAGUCUAUUUUUGCAUCAUUUUGUAUUUGAUUUGGAUUUACAAGUUUUAGUGUUUCUUCUGCUCUUCCACCCUAAUUACGUAAUUCCUUUUUCCUUUUUUUUUUUUUUUUUUUUUUUUCUACUGCAAGGAGAAACCAUAACAAAGAAAGCAACAAAUUCCAAACAAGGUCACUUUGACCAGUCAAAAGUUGUAUAAACAAUUGGCCCAAGCUACGGUGGUUAGGAUUCGUUGUUUGCUUCCUGUGCUGUGAUAGGUUAAUGGCGCUGCAAUCUCUAGGCUCGACAUGCCGUCUCGUUCCCUGAGCGCGCGCUCAUUUCCCAAACAACUGGUACUCGAGCUUAUGUAAUCUCUUCAAUGAUUAUUCCAUUUUUUUUUCUUUGCUAAAGGCUGAAAAUUUGAAAAAGGUGAUCAAGGCAUCUUCUCAGUCUGAUUUGGAGAGUGGAACCGUGUCAGGAAUGCCGGCCGCUUAUCACAGUCAACAAUAUCAACAGAAAGUUCCAACUACAACUAAAACCAAAGGGUCAGUUUUAUUACUCUGCUAA
Molecule: messenger RNA, 930 nt
Organism: Porites lobata
Lineage: Eukaryota; Metazoa; Cnidaria; Anthozoa; Scleractinia; Poritidae
Source: the annotation of a GenBank genome assembly